AAUCUUAUAGGCAACAAACUAUUGAUUAGUAGUGUAUAUAGCUAAUAUUUUAUUUGACAUGUUCUACAUGUAAUUUUAUUUGUAAACGUGUUUUUGAGCUACUCUUAUCUCCGUAGUUUUUAUGAUUCCCAAUAACCUUGUAGUCUCAGGAAGUGGAGCCUCUCCACAGCACUCUUUACAAACCAAAGGUCCCUUGGCUUAUCAUUGGUUUAAUGCCGUUACAUGGGAACCGUCAUGAUUCAGUCAUGCCAGAGACACUUUGCAACUGCAGAUUUCCACUUUAAUUGGUAGGUUGAGAAUUCUAUAAAUGUUUUCUUUACGAUUGUUUUGGGUUGUUAUUUUUUACAGAUUAGGAAUUUGUUGUUUAAAAUAAGUGUUUGAUUGUUGGUCAUGAAGCUCAGAUUAUAUCCACAGUGUGCAUGUUAUCAGAAUUAACUGAUGGGAAAGAAAGAAGCUUGUUUAGCAUUAAGUAAAACCUACAAAUUAUUUGUGUACCACCUUCCACAAUACAUAUCCAUCCAAGCACUUUUUAAAAACCUCCAGUGCAGCUGGGAUUUUAGAGUAGAUUUAGAGGAACCCCUGUUCAUCCCCCUGUGAUACUAAAAUCUUCACAAUAUACAAGAUGCUCAGUUGUUUUUUUGUGUAGACUGAAGUAUUAUUUGAGUCGUCUAUCAUCCAUGAUUGCUCAUGUGGAUUACAGGGCUCACAUUGACAUUAAAAUGUGUGAGAGGAGUAAAGUUUAUGUAUAGUAUGUAGCUUGAACAACCAGAUACAUAUAAAUUUGUUCAAGUCACAUCUCGUACACAUUUGAGUGCUGGAUUGCUAUCUUCUUUUCAUAAUUGUAAAUACAUCAUAAGUAGACCCAAAGUGUUUUCAGUAAAGCAUGUAAGCUCCUCUCUUUUCUUAAAACAGUGUAACAACUCUAUAUUACUGACAAUAGCUUUAUAUAAAAUUGCUUCUUUAGCAGAUGGCUUCUAAUUGUUGGCUUCUUUUUUCUGUGAUGCCUUUUUAUGAUCAGUUGGCUUUAUAGGACCUCGACAUUACCAAUGUUUAAACAGGACAUCUGGUGACCAUAUUUAUAAAAGCAUAUCUCAGGACAAGGUCUUGCCCCCAGUGUAACCUGAUUCCAUAGCUUCUGAUUUAUUCUGGUCCUCAAUUUCACAGUCAUCAAUUAAAAAUGCUCACAUUUUUGUUCAUACUAAAUUAAACUCUAUGGUUAUUGCUACUUAUUGACUAUUUAUCACUUUUCUUUGCCCCUACUGACCCCAUUUGUACCAGAGCGGGGACGGCAGAGCAAAUUCCAGCCAUUCCGGCGUCUAUUUGGGAAGAAGAAAAGGAGGGAAGCAGAACGUGGGUUUGAGGGAUCUGAACUUAAACCUAGCCUUUCCACUGAUGAUGUUUGCAAUGGGGUGGUCUCAGUUGAGGAGGAAAAUGACGAGUGUUUAAGAGGACUCAGAGAAGACAUAUCCAGGACAGACAAUGUCCCAGGAGAACGUUUCAGACAAAGUUAGGAACAUUCAGAGGCAAAUUGGACAUAAUAUCAAAUUUGGUCAGAGACCUCCUUCACUUAGAAAGAGUGAGGGAGAUGAAGGUAGCUCAGAUGAAGAAGAGGUACCACAAAGUCCACUGAAGGUUCUUGCUCAGGUGGAGAAUGAGCCACCAGAGACCGAAGCCGAGGAAAAAGCUGUCAGCCAUGACCCGGUCCAGCACAAAACUCCAGUCAAAUCCCCACGCACCAAACGCCCACCUCCCCCUGGCACAAUUGAGUCCAUCAAUCUCGAUGCUGUCCCUCAGUCUGUCCCACGCUUGGACAACACUGCUGCCAAACAUAAACUGUCUGUCAAACCGAAAAACCAGAGGGUGUCACGCAAACACCGAAGGUUCACACAGGAGUUUCAUGAAGAGGAUCUCUCUGAAAUGCAAGAGGAAUCUGAAACACAAAAAGACGAAGAAGUCUUUGAUUUGUCAAGAGAGGACUAUACCAUUAUCCAUAGAAACAAAGAGGAUUAUGAACCCACUGAGAAAUCGAUGAAGCGACGAUUUCACAAGGAGGAGCUUGAACACCUUGAGCUUCAGAGAAGGGAACAAGAGGAACAGAGCAAGAUGGAGGAACAAGGGAGGAGAAUCGAGGAGCAGAGGCUAGAAGAAGAAAAGCGACGUGGUCAGGAAGAGGAAAGGCUGCAAAAGGAGGAAGAGGAGAGGAAGCAACGAGAGGAAGAGGCAAGGAAAGAAAGGGAAGAGGAAGAAAGAAGGAGAAAAGAGGAAGAGCGAAAAAGGCAAGAUGAGGAAAGAAUGAGGAGAGAGGAAGAGGAAAGAAGAAGAGCAAAGGAGGAAAGAAGGCGGCAUGAACUUGAGGUGGAGCGUCUUCAUCUGGAAGAGGAAAGAAAAAGGGAGCAGGAUGAGAGAAGGAGAAAAGAGGAGGAAGAACAACGUAGGAUUCAAGAGUUAGAGGAGAAACAGCAGAGAGAGGAAGAGCAACGUCUCCGUGAGGAGGAAAGGAGCCGACAAGAGGAGGCUGAGAGGAAAAGACUAGAGGAGGAGGAGGAGGAAAGAAAGAGGAAACAGAAAGAGGAGAAAGCUGGGACUACUGACCCAGAAUGGAAAAGAAAAGCAGAGGAAGUAAGAUGGAAAGAGAUGGAGGAGAGACAGAGACCCUUUACUUUCAAGGUCUCUUCAGGCGAGAAGCAGAUACUAUUCCAGAAGGUCAACCUCACUCCUGUUACUCCAUCAACUGGCCAACAGGGUGAAACAACAGCUGAAACCAGGGAGGGAGCCAAAGCUUCUUCACCAGGAUGCACAGAUUCACCAACUUUGUCUUCAUCUCUUUAUGUCCCACAUACUGCAAUUCUUGUGACAGGAGCCCAACUUUGUGGAACCGCAGUCGAUCUCGAUCAGAUCAAGGACACAGCCUGCAAGUCCCUUCUUGGCCUUUCAGAAGGCAAAAAGGCCAUGGGCACUCCUCCAACCAAGAGCAAGACUUCUCCAGAUCGUAAAUCUGGAAAAACCAAAUCCUUAUACGAGUCUUCCUUAUCUGCAGACCAUUCCAAUGCUGCUGUCCUGGCAGAAUGGGCAAGUAUCCGAUCCAAAAUUUUUAAAGGUGCUGAGGACGGAAAAUAUCCAGAAUACCCAGAUCAGAGUCGCAGGCCAAUAAGUGAGGAUCUAAAUACAGUGCCAUUCUCUCACACCAACCUCAGGAAAACCAUGUCAGCCAGUGCUAAGUUUUCAAUAACUCCAGCUAGAAAGAAAUUUGCUGAUUCCAACAGGAACUCAGAGAGUUUUGGUCAGGAAGACAAAGAAUGUGUGAAAAUAGAAUCACCAUCUAUGGAAACUCCCUCUGUUCAAAAAUCAGAGUUGCCCUAUUUAAAUAUCAAGAUCCAGAACAGGGGAAGCAAAGUUGUCCGCAUUGCAGAUAGUGCUGAAGAAUGCAUGUUUGCCAAAGACCUCCCCUCCUUCCUUGUUCCCAGUCCGCCACAUGGAUCUCCCAAGUCACAGAGGUCCGAGACUGGAUCCAUAAUUCAGGCAGAAUCAGAAGACUUGGAUGCAAAGGACGAAGGGGAUCAGAAGUAUCAGAGUGGUGAUGAGCCGCCCUCACCUUUUGGAAUCAAGUUGAGAAGAACCAAUUACUCUCUUCGCUUUCACAAUGAGCAAUCUGCAGAGAAGAGGAAAAAAAGGUACAGUGCAGGAGACAGUUUUGAAGGUGUCCCAGUGCCUCUCACCUCCAUUGACCAAGAUUCGGACACUUCUACACUCUCUGAAAAGUCUAGCCCUGUUUCUCCGCAACAAGAGAUUACCGGAUUUCGAACCGCUGCAGCACCCAGUAAAGAAUCUCAAAUUAAGUUUAGCAGAAAUACUCUCUCUUUGGCACGCACUGAAGGUGACAACUUUGUCCCCAAGCCUCCACUUUACCAAAAACCAGCUACCUCCCCCAAACCAUCUGAAGGUGCCACACCUCCACCCUCUCCUCUCCCGAAACCUGGCAGUAGGACUUUGGGGGACAUGAUUUUACAUAGGACAGGGCAAGCAGAACUGGUGGAAACUGAGCAGAACAGUGAUCAUAAGGAAGAAGUUGCAGCAUCUCUACCAUCCCAGAAAAACAGACAAGGAGAGGAGGAGCUAAAAGAAAAGAAGUCAUUUUUUCCAUCCAUUAGCAUCCCAUGGAGAGAAAAAACAGAUCGCAGGACAGAACUCAUUAAAAAAGAAAAGCCCUCUCUGCAGGCCAGGCACUCUCUGGACAGCUCACGGACACAGGAGAAAGAGACAGGACCACUUUGGAUCACUCUGGCACUGCAAAAACAGAAAGGCUUCAGAGAACAACAGCAAAACCGAGAUGAUAGGAGGAGCCAGAGAGAAGCUAAGCUGGCUGAGAAACAGGCUAAGGGCAGAGAUAGUGCUGGAAUGGUCAGUCCCACAGAGGAUAAGGGCAGUGGAAGUUCCAGCGCUCCAAAACCUCAAACAACAGAUGAGAAUAAGAGACCAGACACACUCCUGGCCCGUUUUGAACGACGUGACAACUUGAAGAAAGCCAGUACCUUGCCCAGUUCAGUCACAGUAGAAAUUACAGACUCUACACCAUCUCCGCCAACAACAAAAGAUGUGACAAAGCGCUUCCCUCCUGGUGACACUUCCCAGGUUUCUACUGAGCCUGCGUGGCUUGCCCUAGCAAAGCGUAAGGCCAAAGCCUGGAGUGACUGCCCUCAGAUCAUCAAGUGAUCCAUUGCUGCUGACCAGUGAAAAAGCAAAUAAGUCAUCUCCUUCAUCCACAUCUUUAGCCAUCACAGCACCCCAGCUCACCUCUUGCUCCGAACAAAAAGUCUAUAAUUUACUUUCUAGCAUUUCAGAAUACUUGGUAUUUUAGUGACAAAAUAUUGUACCAAUAUUCAGAUUCACUAAGGAUAAACAAUUAUAUCAACCCAUCGGUCUGGUUUUCAAAAUACUGGAUUAUUGCAACAACAUGCAUCAAAAGAAUAUUUACUAAUUUGUGUCACAGCCAAUCAAACAAGCCCUAUAAUCUUCAGAGAAGUUGCAGCCCUUCAUAUCUUUGAAGUCGCCAGUGGUUAACAGUGUAUAUACACUAUGCAUGCCAAACUGUUGAUUCUAGAUAUUACUAAAACAAUAUGAGUAGUUCACAUUACGUACAAAUUUCAAAAUUUCAAGUAAAACAAGAAGGUGUGUUAUUGCUUUGGUGAUAAAUCUGGGAAGCAAUUCAAGGGCUAAUAAUAACACAGCUGAUGAAACCUUCACAAAUUCCACUCCUGGCUCCCACAAGCAUGUAAAUCAGAGAAACGGCUGUGUAAUUUAAUCCCCCCCCCCCCAUGUAUUCCAGUUGACACUCAUAGACCUUGCUGAUGGACAGACGUUGUCACUUUUUUAUUUCUUAACUUAUUAUAUUUGAUAUCUUGGCAAAGUAAAAAGAUCUUCACUGUGUCCGUGACAACUGUGAGUACUUUUAUUUUAACUAUUGUUAAAACUCAUCAUGAUAAUGACACGUCAGCACUGUUUACUCAUGUAAUUAACUAACAAUGAAUUUUUCCUUCAAGUUUCCAUGACAUCAUAGUAUAUAUGCACUUGAACCGUGCUGUCAAUUGAUUAAAAAUCUACUUCUUGCAGUGUCUAUACCCGCCUGUUUCUGUAGAACUGGUUGCCUGGGAUCCGCCUGCUUGCUGUAACAUAAACAAUGCUAUCCUGGCGUAGAGUGUGCUAGCAUCUCUUUUACCACUAAUGAGCAAAACCUGCAUCACGGCUAAGUGAUGGGAGAUCAGUGUUUCAAAUGCAACGUCCCAGUGUGGAGGGGAGUAGGAACAAGAAGUCUAGCUAAUGGAAAUAUCCUUUAGAAAAAAGAAAGCAUUACUAGUGAGAGAACGAAUGGACUAUUAAAUGGACAUCACCUCUAUGUCCUUGAAUAAGGCAGCUAACCCCAGAUCGCUCAAUAGAGGAUUGUCCUUGUAGGUGAAGUUGCUCUGGAUAAAAAGGGUCUGCUAAAUAAUGGUUAUUAAACGGAAGCCUUGAUCUCUCAGCAGAGCCACUGACUCCACUAUCUAAUGUAAUGUUGUACGUAUGUAAUGUAUGUAGGUAUGUAUAGAAGUGAAAUGAAGCGGACUGUAGUCCUUUGGAGAUCUCCUGAACUGCAGUCGGGUCAAUUUGUUUUUACAUUGGUCGUGUGCAAUAGUGUAGCGUAAACAGUGUUGUAUGUUAUAUAAAACAAAAAGUUUGUUGAUAAUUGCACUUUUUUUGUUCCACUUUAUAAAAAUCCAUUACAGAAAAAGUGACGCAUAUGUUAUGAAAUAUGUGGAAAGAAUUAAAGGAAGCUGUUUGAA
Messenger RNA from Carassius carassius (crucian carp), 6314 nucleotides. It is a transcript of the gene cracd, whose product is annotated as capping protein inhibiting regulator of actin dynamics. Bases 1480 to 4710 code for a protein of 1076 amino acids. Lineage: Eukaryota; Metazoa; Chordata; Actinopteri; Cypriniformes; Cyprinidae. The transcript has 8 exons. The record is from RefSeq and is a predicted model, not a curated record. Gene Ontology annotation, biological process: negative regulation of barbed-end actin filament capping; maintenance of gastrointestinal epithelium.